AUGAAGUUCUCGACAUUGCUGCCUCUUGCGGCGUUGGCCGUCGCAGGCCCGAGCCUGGCGUUGAUCACGCCAGAUCCAGACUAUCAGCAGCUCUUCGGAGAAAGAGAUCUCGAUGGACCAUCACAAUUCCUUGAGCGACGACAACAGGGCAUUGGAGGUGCCGGUCAGAAUGGUCCCGGCUACCAGACUGUGCCUAAUGUACCCUUCAACGGCAACGAUUCGCUACCAUACUCGCCUCCCUUCUACCCAACACCCCAGACCAAGGGCACCACUCAAAAGUGGAAGGACGCGAUUGGAAAGGCGCGCGAGUAUCUUCAACAGUUCAACCAGACCGAAAAAGUCAUCCUCACCACCGGAUCCGGCUGGACCAAGGGCCUCUGCGUUGGCAACAUCGCCCCCAUCCCUCGUGUCAACUUUCCCGGACUGUGCCUCAUGGACGGCCCAGCCGGAGUCCGAGGCACCGAUCGCAUCACCUCGUUCCCAGAUGCCAUCACCGCAGCCGCCACGUUUGACCGCGAUCUUUUCUACAAGCGCGCCUACGCUCUGGGCGAAGAGUUCAAGACUAAAGGCGCGAAUAUCUGGCUUGGUCCUAUGAUGAACCUCGCCCGUUCCCCUGAGGGUGGUCGAUCCUGGGAAGGCUUCGGUGCUGAUCCUUACCUGAGUGGAGAAGGCUCCUACUUUUCCGUGCUCGGUGCUCAAGAUGCUGGUGUUCAGGCCACGCUCAAACACUACAUCAACAACGAGCAGGAGCACUUCCGCAACGAAGGCAGCUCCAAUCUCGACUCUCGAACAGAGCGAGAAGUCUAUCUUCAUCCUUUCCUUCGAGGCGUUCAAGCUGGUGCCGCUUCGGUAAUGUGCUCGUAUAACCUGGUCAACAACAGCUGGGCAUGCCAGAACUCGGAGUUGCUGAACAACCGCCUCAAGACCGAGCUCGGAUUCCCUGGCUAUGUCAUGUCGGAUUGGGGCGCUCAGCACGCUGGUGUCGCUACUGCCAACGCUGGUUUGGACAUGACCAUGCCCGGAGACGAGUUCUGCUGCUUCCCCCAAAAUGGCUCGCUGUGGGGCGGAAAUCUCACAACCGCCGUCAACAAUGGAUCGGUGGCGGCCACACGGCUGGAUGACAUGGCAACCCGCAUUCUCGCUGGUUGGUACCUCUUGGGACAGGAUCAAGGCUUCCCUGAGCCAAACUUUAACUUUUUCGACAAGAUGGAUCCCGCAACCAACGAGCACAUUGAUGCCACCGCUGACCACUACAAAAUUGCGCGCGAAGUUGCCAAAGCCGGCACCGUUUUGCUUAAGAAUCGUCGCAAUGCCUUGCCGCUGAACAAGCCACGCAACAUGGCUGUUGUUGGUUCAGACGCUGGUCCUCUCUAUCAAGGCGCCAAUUACUGGCCUGAUCGUGCUCAAAAUGGAGGUUUGCCCUACGGUACUCUCGGUCAAGGCUGGGGAUCGGGCGCAAACGACUACUCGUACUUCUUCUCGCCCUACGAGGCGCUGCAAGCACGAGCGCGCGAGCAACGCACCGACAUCCAGUGGAACUUUGACGACUUCAACAUCGCACAGAGCGUCAAGAUUGCCAACAUGACCGAUGUCGCCCUCGUGUUUGUCAGCGCAGAGAGCGGUGAGGGUUACAUCACUGUCGACCGGAACGAGGGAGAUCGUAACAAUCUGACGCUCUGGAACCAGGGCGAGCAGCUGAUCCGCAACGUGACCGCGGUGAACAACAACACUGUUGUCAUCAUCCACUCGGUGGGCGCUGUUGACAUGGAGAGCUUUGCCGACAACCCGAACGUGACUGCUAUCGUUUGGGCCAACUUGCCUGGCAGCGAGAGCGGUCGUGCCCUUGUCGACGUGCUGUACGGUGAUUACAACCCCAGCGGCCGUCUGCCUUACACGAUUGGCAAGAACCGCACCGACUACUCUGCCGACGUGCUGUACUAUAACGAUACUGUCACGCCCCAGAUCAACUACACGGAAGGGCUCAACAUCGACUACCGCCACUUUGACGCUAAGAACAUCGAGCCGCGUUACGAGUUUGGUUUCGGCUUGUCGUACACCAAGUUUGCCUACUCGGGAGCUUGGACGCAGCAGGUGGGCCAGGCCGAAAACAGCUGGUGGGGAUCUUCCAACGCCUCGUCGGGUCUGCCAGAGUGGCUCUUCCAGCCCAAGUACGAGGUGACUUUCUCGCUGACCAAUUCGGGUGAUUGCGAUGGACACGAAGUGUGGCAGGCCUAUCUCGAGUUCCCUCGUACGGCGGGCGAGCCUCCGAAGGUGCUGCGUCACUUUGGCCGCGAAUGGGUCAAGAAGUACGACACCAAGGAGGUCAAGUUCACACUCAGCCAGUACGACGUUUCGGUGUGGAACAAUACGAGAAACCAGUGGCACCAGCCCAAGGGCAAGCUGAAGGUUCUCAUCGGCGCUUCGUCUAGGGAUAUUCGCCAGGCUGUUGUGCUCAACUAA
This is a messenger RNA of Pseudozyma hubeiensis SY62, 2460 nucleotides long. Its product is annotated as beta-glucosidase 1. The record is from RefSeq and is a predicted model, not a curated record. Gene Ontology annotation, molecular function: beta-glucosidase activity. Lineage: Eukaryota; Fungi; Basidiomycota; Ustilaginomycetes; Ustilaginales; Ustilaginaceae. The transcript has a single exon. Bases 1 to 2460 code for a protein of 819 amino acids. Gene Ontology annotation, biological process: glucan catabolic process.